AUGGAGUGCCGGGAGCAUGCAUGUGGGGCUCUGGAAACAUGCAGAGUUGUGGAUGGCAUACUGGGCUGUUACCCAGAGACCUAUGGCAAUUCCUGGGUGUUUGGGGAUCCCCAUUAUGUCACAUUUGACGGGGUCACAUUUGAUUACGAGGGAACGUGCAAAUACACAUUGAGCAAGUACUGUGGCCCCCAGGGCAUCCUCCCUUAUUUUGCCAUAAAAGCGGAGAAUGAACACCGAGGCUCCUUGUCAGCAUCAUGGACAAGUCUGGUGGAGAUUGAUGUCUAUGAGGAGCACAUUGCUAUAGCAGCAGAUCAGUAUGGCAAAGUGCAGGUGAAUGGUGUCCUGGUCAACUUGCCUUUCGUCCUUGCAAGAGGAAAGCUCUUUGCCUACUAUAGUGGCUUCUCUGCCACCAUCCAGACUGAUUUUGGCCUCUUUGUCUCCUAUGACUGGUCUUACUAUGUGUCAUUUUCUGUUCCCAAGUCCUAUUCUGGGUUCCUCUGCGGCCUUAGUGGAGACUUCAAUGGGAACCGGAGCGAUGACUUCAAAAGCCCCAAUGGCUCUGUGGUUGAGGAUGCUGUCACUUUCAGCAAUAGCUGGAAGGAGGCCAGCUCACCUUUCCACUGCACAGCAGUUGGGCGUUCACCACUCUGCGAUGAAGACAAACUAAACCAGUACACAUCUUUGACCUCCUGUGAAAUCAUCCGUGAUCCAAAUGGGCCAUUCAGACGCUGCAGUGACCCUGAUGUUGCUCAGGUCCACUUUGACAACUGUGUGAAGGACAUGUGUGCCAUGAACGGCAGCAAUUUGUGUGAGAUCCUGGGCACUUACGCUCAGCAGUGCCAAAUGGAUGGAGCCACCAUUCAGUCCUGGAGGGAGAACACUGGGUGUGAGCUGCGGUGCCCUGCCAACAGCCACUAUGACCUCUGUGGACCUUCCUGCCCUGCUUCUUGUGCCCAUCCGGCUGCACCUUCAAGCUGCCAGACUGGGUGUGUUGAAGGCUGUCACUGCAACUCUGGGCUUGUGCGGAGUGGCACCAAGUGCGUCCCUCAUGAGCAGUGUGGCUGUACUUACGGUGGAAGAUACUACCUGGCUGAGGAAACCUUCUGGCAAGGAGAAAAUUGCCAGAGCUUCUGCCACUGCAAUGGUACCACCCAUGCCGUUGAGUGUGCCAUCUCUUCCUGUGGUCCUGGAGAGUUCUGUGGCACUGAGAAAGGUGUUUAUGGGUGCCACAUCCUACAAGAUGGCACUUGUUGGGCUUCAGGGCAUCUCCACUACACCACAUUUGAUGGGUGGCAUUAUGAUUUCCAGGGCACCUGCAAAUACAUCUUUGCAGAACUGUGUGGGACAAAUGCAUCUUUACCCUUCUUCAGGGUUGAGGUGAAGAAUGAGAAGCUGCCCAGCAGGUCUUUGGCUGUGACGUCGGAGGUAUUUGUACAGGUGAACACCCAUUGGAUACAUCUGCAGAGGCGACCCUGGGGGACUGUCAAGGUUGAUGGAGUAACUGUGAACCUCCCAGUGAAUCUUAAUGAGGGAGAAACGGUCAUUUAUCAGCAUGGGAUGUACAUAAUACUGAAAACAAAGUUUAAUCUGAAAGUGAGCUACGACCUGACCCAUAGCCUCUUUGUCACCAUCCCCAAUGAGUACAUGGGCCAAACUUGUGGGCUAUGUGGGAACUUCAACGGGGCCACUGAUGAUGACUUUGUGAUGCAAGAUGGCUCCUCUGGGAAGGACGCCUCCCACUUUGCUGUGGGUUGGAAAUCAGAGACUCUCCCCAGCUGUGACGAUGGCUCCUCUGACUCCUACCCGAAGUGCCUGGAGAAGGAACAGCUCAUCCAGGCUAAAUGCAAAUGCUGGAUCAUCCAGAACCCCAACGGGCCAUUUGCUUCUUGCCACUCUCAAAUUAGCCCUGAGCCCUAUAUGUCUGAUUGUGUCUUUGACGUCUGUGUCUCCCUAGAGGACAGCAGAGUCCUGUGCCAGUCCAUUCAGAAAUAUGCAGCAGCCUGCCAGAGAGCAAACCUAAACAUCUCUGCCUGGAGGAGCAACACGUCCUGCGAUCUUCAGUGCCCAGAGCACAGUCAUUACGAGCUCUGUGACAAUCCUGUGCAUAAGCAAUGCUCCGGGACAUGGCUCCAGGCCUUCUAUGGCUCUGCUUGCUCUGAAGGGUGUUUCUGUGAUGACGGUUACUAUUGGAGGGGCAACGAGUGUGUUCUACCGCAGCAGUGUGGCUGUGAGCAUGAUGGGCGCUACUUCAAAGUUAGAGACCACAUCUGGCUGCCAGGCUGUGCUAAAAAAUGCAGCUGUGACCUGCAUGGCAAUUUCCGCUGUUUUGCAGCUAAAUGUAACCUGGAUCAACAGUGUGUCCUGAAAGAUGGGCAGUGGGGCUGCCAGGACUUCAUGACCACCUGUGUUGCGACAGGGGAUCCCCACUACUUCACGUUUGAUGGAGCUAUGGUGCAUUUUCAGGGCACCUGUGACUAUGAAGUCUCUUACACUUGCAACUCCUCCCUAGAUUUCUCCUUCCGGAUUCUGGCUGCCAACAGGCAUUUCUGGAACCCCAGAGUCUCCUUUGUUUACCGAGUAGAAAUCUGGUUCCGCACCAGCCAUUCCAAUGUCCAUAUUGUCCUAGAGAGAGGCAAAGCUGUCCAUGUGAAUGGCAGAAGGACCCAGUUACCAGCCCAUGUCAGAUCCCUUGCUGUGAUCCUCAGAACGAGGAACAUGGUGGUUGUGAGAAUGAAAGCGAACGUAGAGAUCCAGUUCAAUGGGGCCAGUAGUGUGUUCAUACGUGUAGGCCCAGAGUAUCGUAAUCAGCUGUGUGGAAUGUGUGGAAAUUUCAAUGGUGAUGCCACUGAUGAUAAAAUUCUGCCCAGUGGAGAGAAAGCUCUGAGCGAUGCAGAGUUUGGGAAUGCCUGGAUAUCCAACACGAGCCCAAUGAGGUGUCAGAAUGACACUGGGCAUCUUCACCCUUGUCCAAUGCAACAUGUGUUUGAGCAAAAGUGUGCCAUCCUAAUCAAUGACCCUGGGCCUUUCUCUGAGUGUCACUGGCACAAAAGCCCAGACCCUUAUUUCGAGUCCUGUGUUUAUGACCUCUGCCAGUAUGGACAGGGCCAUCGCAUGCUAUGCUCAGCCAUUGAAGCCUACGAUGAGAUGUGCACCAUUAUGGGUGUGAAAGUGACCAACUGGCGACAGGAGAUUGGAUGCAGUGUUACCUGUCCAUUCAACAUGUACUAUGACUUCUGUGGCUCAGGUUGCCCAGCCACAUGCGCCAACCUCAAUGCACCUGCCCAUUGCACAAAGUCCUGCGUUGCAGGCUGCUUCUGCCGAGAAGGGUACGUCCUUCACUCUGGAGUGUGUGUGCCUCUUAGGACCUGCGGUUGCACUCUGGAUGGCCUCUAUUACCAGCUGGGAGAUGAAGUGAUCCUGACAGACACUUGCAAGAAACAGUGUUCCUGCAGGCAGCCUGCUCGCUCCAUGGAAUGCCAGGAACAUGCCUGUGGGCCUCAGGAAAUAUGUAAAGUUGUGGAUGAAAAACGAGGCUGCCGCCCUAUGAAAACUGGCACCAUGUGGAUACACAGCCACUCUCGCUAUGUCACAUAUGACGGUUUUGUUUAUGGUUUUCGAGGAGCCUGUCAAUACGUCCUGACAACCUACUGUGGCCCUCCAGGCAGGCUUCCCAGUUUCACAAUCAAAGUGCUGAACGCACACAACGCCUCCAUUGUGACAACCACAGUGAAACUGGUGGAGCUGCAUAUCUAUGGGGAGCAAAUUGUUAUAGAAGCAGGACAGGAUGGCAAAAUACAGGUCAACGGGCACCUGAUGAACCUGCCUGUCACCCUUGCAUCAGGGAAACUCAAUGCCUAUUGCAGCAUCUCUGGCAAAUUUGUCAUUGUCGAGACUGAUUUUGGCCUCUCUUUUUCCUAUGACUGGGUUUUCUAUGUGUCAGUUUCUCUUCCCGAGACUUAUUCUGGGUCCCUCUGUGGCCUUGGUGGCGAUUUCAAUGGGAACCGCCUUGACGACUUCAGGACCCCCAAUGGCACUUUGGUUAAAGAUGCUCUCGUUUUUGGAAAUAGCUGGAUGGAUGCCAGCUCUCCUUUCCACUGCAGAGCAGUUGGAGUCCCCUCUGCAUGCAGUGAAACAGAACUAGCCCAGUUCAGCUCUCGGAACUACUGUGGAAUUAUCAGUGGUGUGAAUGGGCCGUUUAAAGACUGUAAUAGCCCAGAUGAUGCUCAGGUUCACUUGGAAAACUGUGUGAGGGACAUGUGCACAAGCAAAGGAAGCUACAAGACUCUAUGUGAGGUAUUGCAGAGCUAUGCCCAUCAAUGCCAGACUCGAGGCAUCAAAAUUCAGCCAUGGAGAGAGAUCCCUAGAUGUGAAUUGACCUGCCCAUCAAAUAGCAGUUAUGUCCUCUGCGGUUCUCCCUGCCCUGUCUCUUGUGCUGAACGGUCCAUGCCCAGGAACUGCAGCAGGUCUGCCUGUUUAGAAGGAUGCCAAUGUAAACUGGGGUUUGUGUUGAGUGGUGUCAAGUGUGUGCCUCUGGAGCAGUGUGGCUGCUCCUACAAGGGACGAUAUUAUCUGAACGGGGAAACGUUCUUCCAGGAAGGAGAAAAUUGCCAAAAAAUGUAUCAAUGCAAUGGAUCCGCCUAUGCCGUUAUUGCCACUGGGUCCCUGUGUCACCCAGGACAGUUCUGUGGCACCCAGAGAGGGGUGUACGGGUGCCACCCCUUGUCAGAUGGUAUCUGCCAGGUCUCUGGGUUCCUCCACUACAUCACUUUUGAUGGGCGGCAUUAUAGUUUCCAGGGAACCUCCAAGUAUGUCUUGGCUGAGCCGUGUGUGGCGUCAAAGUCUUUGCCACGUUUUAAGGUUGAAGUGAAGAGCGAGAAGCUGCCCAACAGCUCUUUAUCUGUAAUGUCAGAGGUUUUUGUACUGGCAAACAGGACACGGAUAUAUCUGAAGAGUGGGCGCAGAAGAACUGUCAAAAUAGAUGGCUUGGUCACAAUCCUCCCAGUUCAUUUACAAAGCCAAGGAAUUGCCAUUUACCAGCAUGGAUUUUAUACAGUUUUAAACAUAGGCUUUGGGCUAACAGUCAGCUAUGACCUGGCUCGCAGUCUCUUUGUCACGCUUUCCCCUCAGUACCAAGGCCAGGUCUGUGGGCUGUGUGGGAACUUCAAUAGGGUCACUGAUGAUGACUCAGAGACACGAAAUGGUUCCACAGUUCAGCAUGCCUUGAGCUCUGCUAUAGACUGGAGACCAUCAGUCAUCUCCCAUAGCACCUCUUUUGCUGCAUUUGAUUGGGGGGAACGUCUCAUCCAGUCCAAAUCAAUGUGCUGGAUAAUUCAGAAUCCUGAUGGGCCCUUUGCUUCCUGCCACCCCCAAGUUGACCCAGAGUCUUAUCUGACAAGUUGCAUUUUUGACCUGCUGCAAGUGUCUGCUGGGGACAACAACGUCUUGUGCCAGUCCAUUCAGACCUAUGUGGCUGCCUGCCAGAGAGCCAAUGUCACCCUCUGGCCCUGGAGGACAGAGUUUUUCUGCGCUGUUGAUUGCCCACCAAAGAGUCACUAUGAGCUCUGCAAACCUCCCUGCCAAGACCUGUGCUUGGCCUCCACAUUUAAGCAUCUCUGCAGCUCCCUGUGCUCUGAAGGGUGUGUCUGCGAUGACGGGUACCUGUGGGAUGGAGACAAGUGCAUUCGGCCUGAGCAAUGUGGCUGCGAGUACAAUGGGCAAUACUACAAUGUCGGGGACCUUCUCUGGCUCUCCGGAUGCACACAAAAAUGUAGCUGUGAUACUUCUUCCACCUUCCGCUGUGCCCCAGCCAGCUGCAACCACAGGCAGCAGUGUGCCAUCAAGGAUGGAAGGCUGGGCUGCAAGAAUCAGCUGGCCACUUGCAUUGUGUCCGGGGAUCCGCAUUACUUCACUUUCGAUGGUGCAGUGGCACAUUUCCAGGGCACUUGUGCCUAUGAGAUCUCAAAGACUGAUGGCUUCUCUACUGACUUCUCCUUCCGGGUGGUGGCUGCAAACAAGAAUUUUGAGAGUCUCCAGGUGUCUUUUCUUUACCGAGUGGAGAUAUGGCUCAUCUCUAAGCAGUUCAGUUCUCAUGUUGUUUUGGAGCAAGGCAAAGAUGUGCAGGUUGAUGGGAGACAGACCAUCUUGCCGACAGAGUUGAAGCAGUUGGCCAACAUCACGCGACGAAGAAACAUGGUGAUUUUGAGAGCACAUCCCAAUCUGGAGAUCCAGUACAAUGGCCGCCAUGCUUUGUUUGUCCGUGUAGGCCAAGAAUUCUGGGGGAAGCUGUGUGGAAUGUGUGGGAACUUCAAUGGCAUUCGUGGGGAUGAUAAGGUCCUGCCUGAUGGGGAAAAAGCCAAGAAUGACUCGGAGUUUGGCAAUGCUUGGAGAUCGGACAGAAGCCCCUCAAAGUGUAGGAAUGACACAGGAGAACUUGGGCCUUGCAUAAAACUGCAAGAGUUUGAGCGGAUGUGCGGGAUCCUAAGAGAUCGCUCUGGGCCUUUCUCAGAGUGUCACUGGCAUGAGGACCCAGCUUCUUACUAUGAAUCCUGCAUCUAUGACCUCUGCCAGUAUGGACCAGGCAAUCGCAUGCUCUGUGCAGCCAUAGAAGCCUAUGAAGAGAUGUGCACGAUGCUUGGAGUGAAGGUGCCAAACUGGAGGAAAGCACUUGGAUGUGACAUUGCCUGCCCAGCCAAUGCUUACUAUGAUUUCUGUGGCACGGCCUGCCCUCCCAGUUGCGCCAACCUCACAGCCACCACCGAGUGCCACAAGCCAUGUGUGGCGGGUUGCUUCUGCCGAGAAGGAUACGUUUUGAACUCAGGAGUCUGUGUGCCCCUGGGGCAGUGUGGCUGCAGGCUAAAUGGCCACAGCUAUCAGCUAGGAGAAGAAGUGAUCCUGACAGACACCUGCAGCAGGAAAUGCUCCUGCAAGCAACCUGGCCACUCCAUGGAAUGCCAGGACCACACCUGUGGGACUCUAGAGAGAUGUAAAAUGAUGGAUGGCAUCCGGGGCUGUUACCCUGUGACGUACGGCACCAUGUGGGCAUUCGGUUACCUCCAUUAUAUCACAUUUGAUGGAAUUGCGUUUGACUAUCGAGGUGUCUGCAGGUACACCCUCACCAGGUACUGUGGCCCUCCUGGUCACCUCCCUGCAUUCACCAUCCAUGUGAACAAUGAACACAAAGGCUCCAUCGCAGCAUCUUGGACCAGCCUGGUAGAGCUGGACGUCUAUGGGCAACGCAUCACUGUAGCAGGAAGGCAAGAAGGAAAAGUGCAGGUGAACGGCCUCCUGAUGAACCUGCCUGUCACCCUUGCAUCAGGAAAACUCAACGCCCAUUACAGUGGCUCCUUUGUCAUCAUCCAGACUGAUUUUGGCCUCUCUCUUUCCUAUGACUGGUCUUACUAUGUGUCAGUUUCGGUUCCUGACACCUAUUCUGGUUCCCUCUGCGGCCUUGGUGGAGAUUUCAAUGGGAACCACCAUGAUGACUUCAGGACCCCCAAUGGCUCUGUGGUUCAGAAUGCUUUUGCUUUUGGCAAUAGCUGGAAGGAUGCCAACUCUCCUUUCCAUUGCACAAUGGUCGGGAUCCCAUCCUCCUGCAGUGAAACUGAAAUAGCCCAGUUCAGAUCGCAAAACCAGUGUGGAAUGAUUAGUGAUCUGAACGGACCCUUUAAAGGAUGCAACAGUUUUGCAGAUCCUCAGAUGCACAUGGAGGCCUGUUUAGGGGAUAUGUGUGCAACUCAGGGCAGUUAUAAGACCCUAUGCAAGGCCCUCCAGAGUUAUGCUUGGCAGUGCCAGGUUCAUGGCAUCACCAUUCAGCCAUGGAGAAAGAUCACAGGCUGUGAAUGGGCCUGCCCAGCUAACAGCAAUUACGUGCUCUGUGGAAUUCCCUUCCCUGCAUCUUGUGUACAACCAGCUGCGCCCAGGAGCUUCCAUUCUGCUUGCCUAGAAGGCUGCAAGUGUGAACCUGGCUCAGUGCUGAGUGGCACUGACUGCGUGCCUCAGGAGCAGUGUGGCUGCAGCCACAAGGGCCGAUAUUACUUAAAAGGGGAAAUAUUCUUCCAGGAAGGAGAGAAUUGCCAUAAAAUGUACCAAUGUGAUGAAUCUGUCUUUGCUAUUAAUGCUAUGGGGUCCUCGUGUAGCCCUGACCACAUCUGUGGUAGCCAGAAGGGGGUGUACGGGUGCCACUCAUUGUCAGAUGGCAUCUGUCGGCUUUCUGGGUUUCUCCACUACACCACCUUUGAUGGGUGGCAUUAUGGUUUCCAGGGCAGCUCCACAAAUGUCUUGGUUGAACUGUGUGGGGCAUCCAAGUCUUUACCAUCUUUUAGAGUGGAGGUGAAGAAUAAGAGGCUGCCCAGUGGUCCUUUACCUGUGAUAUCGGAGGUGCUUGUGCUGGUGAACAAUACACAGAUAUAUCUGCAGAGAGGACACCAGGGCACCAUCAAGAUUGAUGGAGUGGCUGUAAACCUCCCAGUGGAAAUCCAGGCGCUGGGAACUGUUAUUUAUCAGCACGGUUUUUACACAACUUUAAACACAGACUUUGGGCUGACGGUGAGCUAUGACACGGCACACAGCCUCUUUGUCAUGCUUUCCCCUCACUACCGAGACCAAGUCUGUGGGCUGUGUGGUAAUUUUGACGGGGUCACUGAGGAUGACGAAUUCAUGUUGCGAAAUGGCUCCACAACCAGGGACAUCGUGGAUUUGGGUGGCAUUGAGGAGUCUUCUGCCUCUAGCUCUGUGUUUGUUCCGUGGGAAUAUGCCAUCCAGUCAAAAUCCACAUGCUGGAUCAUCCAGAAUCCAGAUGGGCCAUUUGCCUCUUGCCACUCCCAGAUUGAUCCGGAGCCUUAUCUGACAGACUGCAUUUUUGACUUUUACGUCUCUGCCUGGGACGAGGAGAUCUUGUGUCGAUCCAUUCAGGCAUAUGUAACAGCCUGCCAGAGAAUCAAUGUCACCAUCUCACCGUGGAGGAGAGAGUCUUUCUGUGGCUUUGACUGCCAGGCCAAUAGCCACUAUGAACUCUGUGGGACUCCCUGCCAGGAUGUCUGCUUGCCUGUUUGGAUCGCGCCCCACUGCCCUCAUACGUGCACGGAGGGGUGCUUCUGUGACAAAGGGUACCUGCGCAGUGGGGACAGCUGCAUCUCAGAGGAGCAGUGUGGGUGCAUACACGAUGGAGUGCAUUAUAAGAUUGGGGACCGCGUCUGGCUCCCUGGUUGCCGCAAGAGGUGCAGCUGUGAAGGCCCUUCUGACUUUCACUGUGUCCCAGCCAGCUGUAACCUCGGCCAGGAGUGUACCGUGAAGGAUGAGAAACUGGGCUGUCAUACUCAGUGGGGAACCUGCACCGUGACUGGAGACCCUCAUUACUUCACUUUUGAUGGGGCGGUGACACAUUUCCAGGGCACUUGCGCCUAUGAGAUCUCCAGGACUAGCCACCCCUCCCCUCCCUUCUUCUUCCGGGUUGUUGCAGAGAACAGGCAUCAGGGGAACCCCCGUGUGUCUUUUGUGACCCGAGUGGAAGUCUGGCUAAAGAGCGGUGCAUUUAGCUUUCAUAUCAUCCUAGGGAGUGGUCAGAUGGUAGAGGUCAACAAGGAGAGGGUGCAAUUGCCCCACAGCAUGGAGCUCCUGGGCUCCAUUUCCAAGGUUAAUAACAUUGUGACAAUAAAAACAGCAGCCAGCGUGGAGAUCCAAUACAAUGGCCGCCACACGCUGUUCAUUCAUGUGGGACCAGAGUACCACGGGAAGCUGUGUGGAAUGUGUGGGAAUUUCAAUGGCAUCCCUGGGGAUGAUAAAGCCCUACCUGGUGGGAACAGAGCCCAGAAUGACUCGCAGUUUGGAAACGCCUGGAAAACAGAUACUAGCCCAGCAGGGUGCUUGGAUGACACUGCAGUGUUAGAGCCCUGCAAAGAUCCCCAGGAAUAUGAAGAGCUCUGUGGGGUCCUGGUUAGCCAAUCGGGACCGUUUGCCGAAUGCCAUUGGCACGUGGAACCUUCUUCAUUUUAUUUGUCCUGCGUGUAUGACUUGUGCCACUAUGGGGUGGCUAAUGGGAUGCUGUGUGUGGCCCUCAGUGCUUACGAGGAGAUGUGCCUUCUCCAGGGGAUCCACCCCAGUAGGUGGAGAGCAGCUGCCGGGUGCCCUAUGGCUGACCCUUGCAUUGACUUAGCAUGUGGAGAGAACGAGUGGUGUGGAGAGAAAAAAGGAAAAUGGGGUUGUUUCUGCCACAAAGAUUACGGCCCUGCCAAGCAGGCUGCUUAUGAUUACCAGCUGACAUGCAGUGGCAGCAGCAGCGCUGUGUCCCUUUCCCGCUGCCUGCUCUUCACUGAUGGAUUCCCUGCUGAGGGACUGCACCUGGCAGAUCUCACUUGCACUGGCACCCUUGUGGGAGACAGGCUCAUCUUCCACUUCGAUACUGUGCAGAAGACCUGUGGGACCACAGUAGAGUUCAACGCAACCCAUGCCAUCUACUCCAACGUGCUGGAGGGCCAUGUGGAGAACACCUACGGAGGGGUGAUCAGCAGAGACCGGUUUCUCUUCCUGCGUUUCUCCUGCUCCUACCCACUGAACAUCAACCUUUCAAUGGCAUCUGUCAUCCAUCCUAUCCAGGACAUCAUUAACACAACUCUCACCUCCGGCCAAGGGAGCUACCAGACCGUCAUGACUUUGUAUCAAGACCCCCAAUACAGCAAGCCCUUCACCUAUGGCCCUAUCCUGCUCACUGUCAAUCACAGAGCCUAUGUGGGCAUCAGCGUUUUGGGGGCAGACCCCACCCACUUUGUGAUUACCUUGUCAUCGUGUUGGGCCACACCAGAGAAAGACCCUUCCUCCAGCAUUCGGUGGGAUCUCAUCACCAACCAGUGUCCCAACCCUCGAGAUGGCACAGUAGUAGUUGAGGAGGAUGCAGUAUCUCUCACUGGCCGGUUCUCCUUCAACGUCUUCACAUUCAUCCUGGACUUGGAGGAGGUGUACCUUCACUGUCGCAUCCGCCUCUGCAGCUUCCCUACAGCCAAGUGCACUGUGAAUUGUGACAAGCCAGGCCCUGCAAUUGCUGGAAGGAAGCCUCCAUCAGGCAUAGUCACGGCUGGCCCUUUCCUGAGAUAUGAUUCUCUUGAUCAAGGGCUCCAGCUGGCCAGUGGAAGCUGCAUCUCAUCCCCUUUCACCGUGCUGCUCACUGCCGUAGCUUCAUGUCAGAUUCUCUGCUAACACUUUUCAUCCAAGACAGGGUUCUUACUGGGAAUAUGGUUCACAGACAGAAGGAGAUGGGUCUUGAAGUUUGCCAGUCCAAUGGGGACUUCUCAUACACAUGCUGGAAUCCUGCAAAGCCCCAAAUUCCUUCUGCUGUGAAGACAGAGCCCACUACUGGAGACUACAGAUGGGCGAGAAAUUCAAUUCAGUUUAUAUUUCAAGGCAAAUCUAUCAAAUCUGCA
This is a messenger RNA of Rhineura floridana, 11411 nucleotides long. Its product is annotated as IgGFc-binding protein-like. The record is from RefSeq and is a predicted model, not a curated record. Bases 1 to 11187 code for a protein of 3728 amino acids. NCBI's taxonomy places the organism in Eukaryota, Metazoa, Chordata, Lepidosauria, Squamata, Rhineuridae. The transcript has 31 exons.